Gekko japonicus is the source of this 2400-nucleotide messenger RNA. RefSeq names its product transmembrane and tetratricopeptide repeat containing 4 (gene TMTC4). Gene Ontology annotation, biological process: protein O-linked glycosylation via mannose; endoplasmic reticulum unfolded protein response. The record is from RefSeq and is a predicted model, not a curated record. The transcript has 17 exons. Gene Ontology annotation, molecular function: protein binding; mannosyltransferase activity. Gene Ontology annotation, cellular component: endoplasmic reticulum. The coding region runs from base 7 to 2229 and encodes 740 amino acids. NCBI's taxonomy places the organism in Eukaryota, Metazoa, Chordata, Lepidosauria, Squamata, Gekkonidae.
UACAGAAUGGCACAGACAGAAGAUAACCUGGACCAUGACAUCCCACUAUGGCCUCUGCCAUCAAACUGGGCUAAAGCAGUUGUGGGACUUCUUUCCAUCAUCUGCUUUGCUAACAGCUAUGACGGGGACUUUGUCUUCGAUGACUCAGAAGCUAUCCUCAACAAUAAGGACCUCAGGGCAGAAACCCCACUUGGUGAUCUAUGGCAUCAUGACUUCUGGGGCAGCAAACUGAGUAGCAAUACCAGCCACAAAUCAUAUCGACCGCUUACUGUACUAACAUUCAGGAUCAAUUAUUUUUUAGCUGGAGGCUUCUACCCAUUGGGUUUUCACGUCAUCAAUAUAAUACUCCAUUGUGUUAUCUCCAUCAUAAUCGUUGAUGUCUUCUCGAUACUGUUGGGUGGGCUGCAAUACACCAGUAAAGGCAGAAGACUAAACUUGGUUCCCAAAUCGUCCCUGCUGGCUGCUUUACUGUUUGCUAUCCAUCCCGUUCACACUGAAUGUGUUGCAGGGAUCGUUGGCCGAGCAGACCUGUUGUGCGCCCUGUUCUUUCUGUUGUCAUUUCUUGGCUAUUGCAGAGCACUGAAAGAGAGUAAGUGUAAAGAAGGAACCCCUUUUUCCAUAGCCUGGAUCUUGCUGAGCAUUCUCCUAGGUGCUGUGGCCAUGCUGUGCAAAGAACAAGGAAUCACGAUACUGGGUUUAAAUGCUCUCUUUGAUGCUGUGGUGAUAAAUAAGCUCAACAUUUUGGAAGUUGUACUGAAGAUUCUACGUAAGGAUAAGUCACUGGAGAGCCUGGUGGUGUUUCGAAAAGGACUCCUCUCCAGGACAACUAUGCUGCUGUGUGGAGGAGCCGCCAUGCUGUAUGUACGCUGGCGCAUUAUGGGCACAGGGCCACCUGCUUUUACUGAAGUAGAUAACCCAGCCUCGUUUGCAGAUAGUCUGUUUGUGAGGGCUAUAAACUAUAAUUACUACUAUUCCUUGAAUGCAUGGUUGCUACUGUGUCCCUGGUGGCUGUGUUUUGAUUGGUCAAUGGGCUGUGUGCCCCUUAUUAAAUCAGUCACUGACUGGAGAAUAAUUGCACUAGCAGUCCUUUGGUUCUGCCUAAUUGCCCUGAUGGGCCAAGCCUUGCGCUCUGAAGACAGCCAGAAGAGAAGAAUCCUCACGCUGGGAUUGGGAUUUCUCAUUAUCCCUUUUCUUCCCGCGAGCAACCUUUUCUUUCGAGUUGGGUUUGUCGUCGCGGAAAGAGUAACCUACCUCCCCAGCAUUGGCUACUGCAUGCUGAUAACAUAUGGAUUCAGUCUAUUGAGCAAACAGGCGAAGAGAAAGAAAUUACUUGUUGCUGCUCUGCUGGGCCUCUUGUUGAUAAAUGUAUGGCGUUGUGUUAUCCGCAGUAACCAGUGGCGAUCUGAGGAGCAACUUUUUAGGAGCGCUUUGUCCGUGUGUCCGCUGAACGCCAAAGUUCAUUAUAAUGUUGGCAAAAACUUGGCUGAUAAAGGCAAUCAAAGUGCUGCAAUCAGUUAUUACAGAGAGGCUGUAAGACUGAAUCCUAAAUAUGUGCAUGCCAUGAACAACCUGGGAAACAUCUUGAAAGAAAGGAAUGAACUCCACGAAGCUGAAGAGCUUCUCUCGCUAGCUGUGCAAAUACAGCCUGAUUUUGCAGCAGCAUGGAUGAAUCUAGGAAUAGUACAGAAUAGUUUAAGAAGAUACGAAGAAGCAGAGCAAAGCUAUUGGACUGCAAUCAGACAUAGGAAAAAAUAUCCAGAUUGUUACUACAAUUUAGGACGCUUGUAUGCUGAUCUAAAUCGACAUGUAGAUGCAUUGAACGCAUGGAGGAAUGCCACUGUUCUGAAACCACAACACAGUUUAGCUUGGAACAACAUGAUUAUAUUGCUUGAUAACACAGGUAACUUGGCACAAGCUGAAGCUGUCGGACGGGAGGCUCUGGAGUUAAUACCUAAUGAUCAUUCUCUCAUGUUUUCACUGGCAAAUGUACUGGGGAAAUCACAGAAAUAUAAGGAAUCGGAAGCUUUGUUCCACAAGGCAAUUAAAGCCAAUCCAAAUGCAGCCAGUUACCAUGGUAAUUUGGCUGUGCUGUACCAUCGCUGGGGAAAUCUUGACUUAGCCAAGAAACACUAUGAAGUCUCUCUGAAGCUUGACCCCACAGCAGCUGGGACCAGGGAAAACUAUAGUCUUUUAAAAAGGAAACUGGACCAACUGCAAAAGAAGGGGUGAUGUCUGAGGUUUCUUCUCAGGCUUUGAAUGCAUACGGCACACCAUUGACUGGUAACAUGGCUACUAAUCACCAGAGGGACGCUUUCACCACUCCCUGUCAUUUAAAAAACAAAAAGCCCCUAUAAUUACAGCACCAGCAGUGGAGAUACUCUAAUGUUUCACGGAGGCUAA